Lodderomyces theae is the source of this 1905-nucleotide messenger RNA. It is a transcript of the gene MFG1, whose product is annotated as Mfg1p. The transcript has a single exon. Lineage: Eukaryota; Fungi; Ascomycota; Pichiomycetes; Serinales; Debaryomycetaceae. The record is from RefSeq and is a predicted model, not a curated record. Bases 1 to 1905 code for a protein of 634 amino acids.
AUGAACGCUCAUUCUCAGCUGCACCAACUGCGUACGUUUGCCCAAACCCCACAUAACCAGUUUCCACAACCUAACUCAUCUGCAGCCAACGGACUCAGUAAACAAGCUCAUCCACAACAACAACAACAACAACACCAAAGACACCACCAAAGACACCAACAACAGCAGAAAACCUUACAAGAACAAAUGAACGAUUCUUUGCAUCUACAAGGAAAUUCCAAUGGAGUUCCACAGCUGAGACAACCAUUUAUGAGACAAGCAAAUGGAAACCCCACUCUUCCAUCUGGCAACGACAAUGUACAAGAUACCCAGCGGCCAGGAUUGCAUCGAAAUUCAAACUUCAAUGGAAGCACAGCUAGCUCACAAACAAUUCCCGCGCAAAGUCUGCAACCAAAUGGCAAUGCAGUCAAGGGAAGACCUGGCCCUCCAUCACGAACAAUGUCGCAUCAAGCAAGUGCUCAAACAAGUUCCGGUCAUAACUCUCAAGGACAAACUCCAGCUAUGGGAAGCACUCUGUCCCCAGUUAUCGGCGUGAAUAAUGGUCAAGAGCCUCUAACACGGGUCCCUCAAGGUGGGCCGAGUAGACAAGGAAUCCAAGUAGAGGGAGCAAAGCAGCCUUCUGGUGGAAUACCUUAUCGACAAGCAGGACCACAAAAUUCCAUGCAACCACAGUUCAACAUGCCGAAUGAAUCCUCAGCAUUUGUACCGAGAAGACCAGUCCCACUUGGCCAGUCGCAGCAACACCAGCACCAGCACCAGCAAAUGAUGACACCAGCUGAUCAAAUGCAACAAGAGUUCAAUACUCGCAUAAUUAAAAGAAAUUUGGGAAACGCAGCAACUAUGAGAGUGUUGGACUUGAUUGAUUUUUUGAGUAAUGAGGCACAUGACAAUCUACGGAGUGUUGAAUUUUGGCAAAGAAUCACCCCUGUUUAUUUCUUGCCUAACUCGACAAUAAGAUUGAGUUUUGCCAAAUUUAUAACCAGUCAAUCAGACAAGUCUUUGAGCGAAGUUACCGGACUAAAUUUCAACUUUUUAAAGUCGGUGAAUAAAGGUAUCAACGAUACAAACGCGGCAAACCAUUUUGAAUUGAAUACAACUACAGCACCCCGGUUCUUUGCCAACUGUGCCGCGCAUUCCGAAUUUACAAGAUUCUCAGUUUUUCUACCCGGAAUGAAGUUUCAAGUUUUGAACAAUGGAUCAAUAAUAAUUGUCUCAAAACUUGAGAUCAACUUGACCUAUGACGACGACUCCACUACCAAACUAAAUGGAAAUGUCAAAAUACUAAUGAGCAGGGACUUGAGGAUUGAAUGGAUAGAUGUAAAUUGUCUUGGUUAUGAAAGCUUGAUCAAUUUGAACAUCUUGACUAAACUGCCACAAAGGAGCAAGCCAGCAAAUGACAUUUACAACAAUCUCAAAACGGUGCAAAAUAUGUCCACAUUUGGACUAGGCAAAACCAACACGAGGAAUUUGCAACUCAUUGAUGUCUUGACCCACAUGAAGCAAUUGAUAGAUUUUAGUCAAUUGAAUAAUAUCAAAGCUCCUCAACGAGCGCUAGAGCUUCUUUUGAGCACUCCUCAAGCCGCUGUUCCAACAAAUUUUCGACUUGCUCGUGGGCCAUUCCCCAACGGAUUCGGUGUACCGCCCCAACGUCAACCCAUGCAAUUUCAAAACCCCAUGAGAGAAGCAGCAGCCGCACCGAGAACAACUCAACAAGAAUCAAUGCACUUGCAACAACCACCAAAAAGUGUGAAACAGGAGGGGCAACAGCUGAAGAUGACAGAUAGCUACAUGCCACAGAGUGAGACCCCGUCCCCGAAAACUAUCACAGAAGAUCCAAAAAAGAAAAGAAAAUCCAGCGCUGGAGGUGGUGGAUUGCAAGCUGGAAAUAACAAGAAGAGGAAAUGA